Molecule: messenger RNA, 2451 nt
Organism: Diaporthe citri
Lineage: Eukaryota; Fungi; Ascomycota; Sordariomycetes; Diaporthales; Diaporthaceae
Exons: 1
Coding region: 1-2451 (816 amino acids)
Biological process (GO): peptide metabolic process
Cellular component (GO): mitochondrion
Molecular function (GO): metalloendopeptidase activity
Source: RefSeq, a predicted model, not a curated record
AUGAUUAAGUUCGCCCAGCGCCAGGCGACAACAGCUUCGGCGUCGUGGGUUUGCUCAACGUGUCUCCGGCGCAAGGCUCAACAAACCAUACAGCAGCUUCCUCGGGCAGCAGCCUCGCGAUGGCAGCACACUGCCACCCACACUGAGACCGCCCGGCCUCCUCCACACUCCUUCUCCAUCCCGCCCUCCGCUACCAACACGACCGCUCGCGCCAAACACGACGAUGCAGACCUGCGCCGCAUAUUCGACUCUCCUUCAGCAUGGCUGGCCUUCUCGGGCGCGUUCAAGGGCAAGCCCCGCGUCGGCCUCUUCCGCAAUGCCUACCUGACCGAGCCCCAAGGCUUCCUCGCCUUUGCCCAGGUCUCCCUGACGCGUGCCCAACGCAUCGUCGACAAGGUCCUCUCCGCCAGCUCCGUGGCCGAGUAUAGAUCUGUCGUUCGAGACCUUGACCGGCUGUCCGACCUGCUGUGUCGCGUCAUAGACCUGUCCGACUUCGUGCGCGUCACCCACCCCGACAGACACAUGCAGGCCGCGGCCUCGGAGGCAUGGACCGUCGUAUACCAGUACAUGAACCAGCUGAACACGACAACUGGCCUGAACGAGCAGCUUGGGAAGGCAUUGGACAACCCGGAUGUCUCAUCUGGCUGGUCAGAAGAGGAGAGGGCUGUGGCGGAGAUUCUGAAGCUGGAUUUCACAAAGUCGGCCGUCAAUCUGCCCAGGGAGGAGAGGGAUAGGUUCGUCGAAUUAUCGUCCGAGAUAGGCGAUGUCGGCCAGACCUUCGUGGAGCAGAUGGCCCCAGAAGAGCCUGUCCUUACGUUUCCGAGCAGCAAGCUCCAGGGUCUGGACCCCACGAUUGCGCGCAGGAUGACCCGGAGGGGACGCGUUUACUUACCAGCGCUGAGCGGCGAGGCUUCCUUGGCCCUACGCACCGUUCAUGACGAGGAUACAAGGAAGGCGAUCUACUAUGCUUCGCGGACUGCAUCGACCAGGACGGUCAAACAGCUGGAGCAUUUGCUCGGUCUGCGGGCUGAGAUUGCCAGCCUGUCUGGAUUCGAGAGCUACGGUCACAUGGCACUUCGUGACAGAAUGAUGGCCAAGUCACCCGAAUCCGUCCAGCAAUUCCUAAAAGCUCUCAACAAGAACAACGCGCCGAUAGCCAAGCGCGAGAUGGAGGACCUCAUAGCCUGGAAGCAGGGCAAGACUGGCUUGUCUUCGUCCAACUUACAACCAUGGGACAAAGACUACUACAUGGGCCAGAUCAGGGAUCUGGAGAGGUCGAAAGCCAAGCGCGAAGACUUCUUGUCCGCGUACUUCUCGCUCGGAACCAUUAUGCAGGGUCUGUCAAGGCUCUUCACACGUCUCUAUGGAAUCCGUUUCGUGGCCAGGGAGACGAUGCCGGGGGAAACCUGGCACCCCGAAGUGCGGCGGCUCGACGUCAUAUCUGACACCGACGGCCACGUUGCCGUUCUAUACUGCGACCUGUUCUACAGGGCCGACAAGUCGCCCAACCCGGCACACUUCACAGUGCGGUGCUCGCGCGAGAUCGCAGGGUCUGAGCUUGAAGAAGCCGAGUCUGCUGCUCAACAAGCCGUAGCGGGCAUUCCGGACUUUGCCUCGGCUGAGGAGGCUGCCAAUGACGGCAUGGCCAUGUCUCGAGGCAGCAACGGCGUCCUGAAACAGCUGCCCACCAUCGCACUCGUGUGCGACUUCCCUCAGAGCCAGGCUGGCGGUGACAAGCCCGCCUUCUUGACAUACGGACAGGUGGAGACGCUUUUCCACGAGAUGGGCCACGCGAUCCACAGCAUCCUGGCGCGGACCUCGCUGCAAAACGUUUCAGGCACGCGCUGUGCGACUGACCUGGCCGAGCUCCCCUCUACGCUGAUGGAGCACUUCUGCGCAGACCCGGAGGUUUUGCGCCUCUUUGCUCGGCAUUACGAGACGGAUGAGCCGCUGAACUACCAGAUGGUCGUUGACAGGAUACGGCAAUCCCGACGGUUUGAGGGCACGGAUAACGAGAAUCAGAUCCUCCUUGCGAUGCUGGACCAGGAGUAUCACUCCCCACGCGCGGCAGUCGGAUCCUUCGACUCGACCGAAGUCUACCGCGGCAUUCAGCUUGAGUAUGGUAACACACCCGUCGACCCGCCCGGAUGCAGGUGGCAGGGCUUCUUCGGCCAUUUGUUCGGGUACGGCAGCACGUACUACAGCUACCUAUUUGACCGCGUGCUUGCCGAGCGGGUGUGGAAGGAGGUAUUCUCGUCAGGACGGGAUGGUGCGGCCAUCAGCAGGGAGAACGGCGAGCAGCUGAAGGAGGGCCUACUCAAGUGGGGUGGAAGCCGGGAUCCUUGGAGGUGCCUGGCAGACGCGCUGAAGGACGACCGGGUGGCGGACGGCGACGAGAAGGCCAUGGCCUUGGUGGGAAGCUGGGGCGCAGGGGCCACGGUCAAGGAGUGA